Messenger RNA from Aphanomyces invadans, 393 nucleotides. RefSeq lists its product as hypothetical. Lineage: Eukaryota; Oomycota; Saprolegniomycetes; Saprolegniales; Verrucalvaceae. Bases 1 to 393 code for a protein of 130 amino acids. The transcript is spliced from 2 exons. The record is from RefSeq and is a predicted model, not a curated record.
AUGUCAUCGAACCCACGACAAGCCUCGACGCUCGAGGAGAUCCGUGACAUGCGAGUCUCCAGGUCCACUAAGGCUGGGUACAAGAGUGGGCUGAACCAGGUGAAGAAGUGGAUCAUGGCCCACGGCAGCCCCAUCAUGCUUAAGCAUGACGGAGCCAUCGACUUGACAGUAUUCCAGUACUCCGAUUUUCUCGCAUUCAUUCAAUGGCAAUACCAGUGCUCGAACAAACCCGGCACGCUUGCCAGCUACCGCUCAGCAAUAAAGGACCUGUACAAGCGGGAAAAUGUCCCGCUCCCAGUUGAGUAUGACGGCGACAUGAAAGGUCUGUUCCAAGGCCGAGCACACGCAAACUGGUGGGAUCAAGGAAUCCGGGAAGCGCCCGAUGGGGUAUAG